Molecule: messenger RNA, 2767 nt
Organism: Photinus pyralis (common eastern firefly)
Lineage: Eukaryota; Metazoa; Arthropoda; Insecta; Coleoptera; Lampyridae
Gene: stck
Product: LIM and senescent cell antigen-like-containing domain protein 1
Exons: 7
Coding region: 66-1346 (426 amino acids)
Biological process (GO): positive regulation of integrin-mediated signaling pathway; cell-cell adhesion; cell-cell junction organization
Cellular component (GO): focal adhesion; cytoplasm; cell-cell junction
Source: RefSeq, a predicted model, not a curated record
UUGUAGUAUCUUUCAUAUCGUAGUUGAAUUAAUCACCAUUUCCACUUUCACGUGCAAUUAUCAUAAUGUACAGCAGUUUCAAUUUACCGCAAGAUCAAUCUCCGGACGUACCAGACCUAAAACCUCUCGGGGAAAGUCUGCUAUACCAAAGGCGGGUAGAAUCGUACGAGAAUAUGCUCAAAGAAAAUUUCCAUGAUUACGAUGACUUAGACGGUGACGAUUUCGAAGAUUCCCAAUCUGAAGGAUCUAUUGACAAUGUUGUUGACAAAUUACACAUUCGUGAUUUGAAAGUUACGAUAGAACAAAAACAAAAGCAUCGUUUAACUGGAGGAAUGUCAUUUGAUAACAUGAUGUGCUCAAGAUGUGGGGAAGGUUUUGAGCCCCACGAAAAAAUUGUCAAUUCCACAGGAGAGCUAUGGCACCAACAGUGUUUUGUAUGCGCGCAAUGUUUCCGGCCGUUUAAAGAAGGCAUUUUUUACGAAUUCGAAAAUAGAAAGUACUGCGAGCACGAUUUUCAGGUUUUAUUUGCACCAUGCUGCGGAAAAUGUGGCGAGUUUGUUAUAGGGCGCGUGAUAAAGGCGAUGAACGCUAAUUGGCAUCCUAAUUGUUUUCGAUGCGAGAUGUGCUCCGGGGAGCUAGCCGAUUCGGGUUUCAUUCGCAAUGCUGGACGUGCCUUAUGCCAUGAGUGUAAUGCCAAAGUAAAGGCGGUUGGUUUGGGCAAAUACGUUUGUCACAAGUGCCAUGGCCUGAUUGAUGAUCAGCCUUUAAAGUUUCGAGGCGAAGUUUACCAUCCGUAUCAUUUUAUUUGCACUGCAUGCGGGGUUGAACUUGAUAGCAGUGCCCGAGAGGUUAGAAGUAGGCCCGGUUUUGCGAACAAUGACAUGAACGAGCUGUACUGUUUACGAUGCCAUGAUAAAAUGGGUAUACCUAUAUGUGGUGCUUGUCGUAGACCAAUCGAGGAGCGAGUCGUUACAGCCUUAGGAAAGCACUGGCACGUUGAGCAUUUUGUCUGUGCAAAAUGUGAAAAACCAUUCUUUGGGCACCGUCAUUAUGAGAAAAAAGGAUUGGCAUACUGUGAAACCCACUAUCAUCAACUCUUCGGUAAUCUCUGUUUUGUGUGCAAUCAAGUAAUUGCUGGAGAUGUUUUUACGGCUCUUAAUAAGGCGUGGUGUGUUCAUCACUUUGCCUGUUCUAUGUGUGAUCAAAAAAUGAAUCAGAAGACGAAGUUUUAUGAAUUCGAUUUAAAACCCGCUUGCAAGAAGUGCUAUGAGAAACUGCCCAUUGAAUUUCGUAGGCGGUUAAGACGACAACAUGAGGCAACCCCUAAGAAACUUGUUCCAGCUUAAAAAUAGGUACGCGUUUGCGAGCAUGACACAAUACCUCUCCAUGAAUGAAGAUAUAAAAAAUAGCUAAAUACUAAGUCAAUAACCAUGCUAUUUUAACAUUUGUUGUUGUAACCAAAUAACAUCUUUUAGUUAACUGUAAAACCAAUAAAUUACCUAUGGCACUAGAAAUUCUAUAACUGUUUUAUUAAAUAACAUAACAUGUAGGUUUUACAUGAGAAAGUUUUAUAUUUAUUUAUGGAAUUGUACAGCUUUACGGUCAAAUUUUUACGAGAUUUAUUAAUUACAAUCAGAUAGAAUUAGUUCAAUAGCUAGGGGCUGUCUUUCGUGUCACAAUGAAAUUAUUCCAUGGAAAUAAAUUUAUUUAUGUAGGAAAUGGGAGAUGGAUUUAACCAAAACAUGAAAGACCUGCUCUUCUGUUUCUGCGAAGUAAGAGAAUGAAUAGAAAAAUUAAUAUUUCAAUUUUGUUCAGAAAACACUACCGAUAGUAAUUUACAAUAAUUUUUCUAUUCCACUAUUCCACUGAGGACAUGUAAAGAUACACUACUGCCAGAUUUUAUUAAUUUUGUUGAAUUCUACUUAAGUAAAAAUGUGAAUUAAAAACUGCUUUUAGUAAAAUAGGCUUCAAUCUUUCAAUAUACAAGUCACAAAGGGCCGAUAUUUCUUGUCUCAGUUAAACUUAUAUAAUACUUUGGAAAGAGAUAAGUUUAACUGCAACAUGGAAGAUCGGCUAUAAGUGAGAAUAAUAAUAGCAAAUUAUUACGUUUUAUGUGUAUGUAUGCUUGUGUACUAUAAGUAACUUAUAUUCAAUUGUUUUAGGACCACUCUUUCUGUAUCCCAAAAAAAUUAUUGGUAAAAAAUAAAGGGUGCAAUAUUUUUAUGCUGUAAAUUGAGAUUUUUGUUAGUAUCAUACGUAAGGCUUCUGCCUGUGAAGUACAGCAGCAUUCUAUCUGUUUCUGAUAACUUUAGGGGGACAUGAAGGGAUUGGUCAUUAUUGUUAUAUUAUACUAAGUAACCCCUAUUUUUAAGUUUCAUUGAAUUAUCAAUGCAAGAAUUGUGUUCAACAAUCACUUUUAUUUGUAGUUAUCCUAAUGAGAGGUGUAAAAUUGGAAAGUGGGAUUUGGUCAAUCUUUAUUAUAGGCUUAUUGUAAAGGAAAUAGAAUCAAAUUAGUUCAUCCAUUGAUAAUAAAAAUGUCCUAUUUAUUUCAUGUACUGGCAGUACUGAAUAGGAUCAAACAAUUUUGUAUAUACCGAUAAUCUGUUUUUCACUUGUUUCAGACAAAUUUUACAUUAGGCAAUAACUUUUCAAUUUGAAUUCCUCAUUAUAUAUUUAGCUUCUAACAUACUAUUGUUAGUUUAUGGUAAUUACUUGACUAAUAGUUAAAUAUUUUUGUAUAUCCAUGAUGUAACAUACUUAAAAAUUG